ACCUAGAUGUUCACCUUCUUGGAUUAGAAAAGUGUCACAAAACAUAACCUCCAAAUUUUCCAUAACAUGUAAACAACAGUUCUUAAAGUAUAAAUUUUAGAAUGGUUUCAUCAAACCAUGGUUAUCCAGAUCCCGACAAACCAACAGAAGAUUUAACUCCCAAUAACGACGUUAUAGUUGCCACCGACACAGAUACCGAUGACGACGACAAUCCCUACAAUGAGUAUCAACUUCUCCCAACUCAGGAAUUGGCCGAAGUGGAUGAAAGCUCCACCAACAGUGACGAAGAAGGAGCAGUGGCAAACAUUGAUACACUACCGCCCAUUAUCCCCAUGGAGGAAACUUUGGUGAAAGAAGUUUGGACUGCCCCUUAUCCAAAAGCUGUAGAUAUAGUAAUGGACAGUAGUAAAGUUGAUGAAGUCAAACAAGCCAUGGUGAAUUUUACGCUACCACCCAGCGCAAUACCAGAAUGGGCAAACACGAUUCCAGAAGAGCAGUGGAAACAGCAGUUAAUUAGCAAAUUACAAAACUUAGAGAAAAAGUAAAGUGCAAAAUUGAUGUUUUUAUGUAACGAAAAAGAUUAUGUUCACUUGUGUGUGGUAAAUACAAUUUUAAUUUGUAA
Messenger RNA from Zophobas morio, 622 nucleotides. RefSeq lists its product as uncharacterized. Gene Ontology annotation, biological process: spermatogenesis. The coding region runs from base 102 to 545 and encodes 147 amino acids. The record is from RefSeq and is a predicted model, not a curated record. The transcript has a single exon. Lineage: Eukaryota; Metazoa; Arthropoda; Insecta; Coleoptera; Tenebrionidae.